GUUUUGUCGUUGCCGCAUAAAUGAGAGGUCAUCUUUGAGAAUCUUGAAAUCAGUGUUAUUUUAUAUUGUUUAGUUGCAGCGUUUAACCGAACAUGUCAAAUAAUAAACGUAAAAACCCAAUGUCAAACAAUAAACGUAAAUUGCCGUGCGUCCCUACUCGAGUCCGAAAAGCACGCAGGCCUGUCUCUGAUGAUGAAAGCAGUGAUUCCAACCAUUCAGAUCAUGCUCCACAAGAACCACCAAGAAGCCUAACUCCUGUUAGUGAUGAACCAAUGCCGAAGUUGCCAGAGGAGCUCUUACAAACAUUUUACAAGACACCUGGUGUCCUGUUGAUUGCGGGACUUGUUACCUGGGAUAUGGUGGCUAAGAGAGAUAAAACUACAUCCCAGCGUUCUCAGCCCAACCUCUUCACUUUCCACAAGUUUACUGAUCGCAAGUACCGCCUGAUUGUAAGCGGAUGCUGCGCUGGCCAUUCCAUUUUAGUCUCUGAAGAAGGCGAUGCCUAUACAUUUGGUCGUAACACAUGCGGUCAACUUGGCUUCGGUGAUACUGUCACUCGUAAUGUACCAGAACUGGUUCCACGUUUGAAAGGCAUGAACAUCAUACAUGCCGCAGCUGGCAGGAAUCAUUCUCUGUUUGUAACAGAUACGGGUGCAGUAUAUGCCUGUGGUGAGAAUAAAUGUGGACAAUGUGGUAUUGGUAAUACCACCGCUCAGAUUCUGGAGCCCACACGAGUGAGACAUUCUGGAGCACCAAUAGUGAGGGUUGGCUGCGGUGCUGAAUUCUCAAUGAUACUGGAUUGUAACGGCGCUCUGCAUUCAUUUGGAUUGCCGGAAUUUGGCCAAUUAGGUCAUAACACUGAUGGAAAGUACUUCGUCUCAUCAACGAAGCUGUCGUAUCACUUUGAGACAGUUCCUAAGCACAUUGGAUUCUUUUAUGAGAAGUCCAAAGAGGGAUAUGUAACUGCCGUGAAGGAUGUCGAUAUUGUCGACUUUUCUUGUGGAAAUAAUCAUACGGUGGCGAUUGAUUCUAAGAAGCGUGCGUUUAGUUGGGGUUUCGGUGGUUUCGGUCGUCUCGGCCACGCUGAACAGAAGGACGAGAGUGUGCCUCGUCUCAUCAAGUACUUCGACCACCAAGCGCGCGGCGUGCGAUCCGUAUUCUGCGGCGCUACAUACAGCCUCGCUGUCAAUGAACAUGGCAUGCUGUUCAUGUUUGGGCAGACUAAACGAACUGGAGAAGCCAAUAUGUAUCCUAAGCCUGUCCUGGAUCUUACUGGUUGGAACAUUCGUACUGUAGGGACAAGCAAUACGUCCAUAAUGAUUGCGGCUGAUGACUCCCUCAUCGCCUGGGGCGUUUCCCCCACGUAUGGAGAACUUGGAACCGGAGAAAUCAACAAGUCGACGGCAAAGCCCAAAGAAGUUAGCAAAAUGGACGGCCUCAAUAUAACACAAGUGACAAUGGGAUACUCUCACACUCUACUGCUCUGCGACAAUUCCAUUGAGGCUGUGCAGAAAAAGUUGUCUCUGUUGCCAGUUUUUAACCCUUAAAAACAUCCAUACAUUUUAAAAUAUUCAUUCCAGCAUUGCAUGAUAUAAUUAAUAAGUAUAAUAAUGAGGUCAUUUACUCUAUUCUCUCCUCAAAGGCCACAAUCACAUUGUCAUAUUAUACAUACUUCAUUGUGUGUAAAACACAUUUAAUAUUUUACUAAUUUCUUGUAGCAUGUUAAAAUACUUAAGAACAAAGAAUUGAUGUAGGCUAAGAAUGUUCAGUAAGAAGCAUUGGUGUUCCGUUUUAGAACAAUUCAUCAUUCAGAAUAAUAUGUUUCUAACUUGGAUUGUUAACUCUUAUAGAAUUUAUAUAUGCUAUGUAAAUUGCAACAAACAACGGACCACUAGAAACACGACUGAUCUAUUGUAACAGGAUAGUGUAAUCUCUAUUAGUGAUCUCUGUCAGGCAGUGUAUUAUUUUAGGCUUUUUUCUCACGCUGAUCAUCUGCAGUAUUCGACAUAUUAAGACUAAACGAUUGAUAAUUGAGACUGUUUUUAAUUCAUUUUAAAUAAGUUUAAAGUUUUAAACAAAGGAGAUUGGCCAUUAUAGUAAGGACUUUAUUUUUUUUCUAAAUUGCAUUUUAUCAAAUUGUAACUUAGUAAAAUGCGACUCAAUCUGUAGGAUUUUAAGUGUUUAUCCUAUUAUAAAAAAAAAAAAAACGUAAAUCUCUAAUGGCUUGAUGAGUGAGAAAAAAUUUAAGGUAAUGCAAUGAAAAUUUUUGACACAUAUACAUACCUAUUUUUUGUUUUUUUUUACAACGAAAUAAAUCUGUCCAAAACAAGAAAGUCGAUAAUUAUAAAGUUUCUAGUUUGUUACUGGUGCAAAAUAAUAAAUGGUCAGUCUCCUUAAUUUAGACAGUAUUCAAUACUGUUUCUUUACAACAACAGGGUAGGACUUUAGCACAUUUAUUUGAACGCAGGUAUUUUACCAUUUUGUUUAUUGAAAAAUAUAAACAAUUAUAGGUAAAAAGUUAAUUAAGGAUACACCUAAUUGAUUCAUUUAGCAUACACAUUUGCCUAAAGGUUGUGAGUUUUAUUUUUUAAUAGAAGUCCUCCCUGUUAGUUGCCCACCUCCGUUCACUAUCUUAGUAUACGAUUUUUAAAUAUUUACUUGAUAUUAUAUAAGAACUAUCUUUUUGUACUUGAAUAAAUUGUUUUUUUUUAUGAUGGUUUUACUGAUACAGUGUAAACACUUUGCCGUGAUUAGUUACAAUGAACCUGGUUAAAAUUAAUGUCAUUUACCUAAUUUUCCAAACAUUGAUAUUGUAUAUGAAUUUCUGCUUGUGUUAAAGAGAUAAUGCUUGUAAUUGAUUUUACCUCAAGGAAUAUAGACAUAUCUUUAUAUAAUUAAAAUGCUAUCUAUCGGUUUCUUUGAAGUGUUAACACUGUAUUACAUUUCUCAAUUACAUUUAAGGUUUAUAAUUCUCGUACUUAAUAUUUGUUUCUAAAUAAAGAGAACAUUACUAUAAAUAAUGAA
Papilio polytes (common Mormon) is the source of this 3024-nucleotide messenger RNA. RefSeq names its product protein RCC2 homolog. The transcript has 12 exons. The record is from RefSeq and is a predicted model, not a curated record. Lineage: Eukaryota; Metazoa; Arthropoda; Insecta; Lepidoptera; Papilionidae. Bases 93 to 1547 code for a protein of 484 amino acids.